CACUGCAACAACACCAUAUGUUUUUUGACAUUUCGUAGCCGUCGAUGUUGUAACCUAUUGCUGCUUAUUGGUAUUAAUUUUUAGGAGUUUUAAUAAUAAAUUAAUUAAAACAUUUAAAAAACAAUGCUUAUGCUAAGUAGAACAACGUCACUAAGUAUACGCGUACUAGCAACUCGUAUAGCCGGUGCACGCAAUUACAGCAAAGAUUACGAUUCAUCCGACGACGAAAAGGAAUCAAAAACAAAACAAAACAAGCCUAAGGAUGCCAAAAAAGCUGAAACACAAUCUAAAACUACAACUGGGGCUGCUGUAGAUGCCACUGAAGAGCCUGCCAUCACACGUCUGAACCGUUUGCUGGCUAGCAUGCCAACGGAGAACACUUUCGCAUUACCAAAUAAAAAGAAUAAUGUAACAUUACCACGACCAGGUGAUGCACAUAAGAAACGAAAAGAGGAAUCAAAGAAAGAGCUUGAGUCGAAGGAUAUUUUCGUUGCUGCAAAACGAGUGGCUUCUUUAGCGGGUGAUGGUGAGCAAAACCAGCAAAUAGAAUCAGAAUUGCUUGCAAAAUUACUUGGACAUAAACAAGAUGAAAAAGAUGUUGAAGUUACAGAUGCAACAAAUAAAGCAAACCCUGAAUUGAGCCUAAGCGAAUUAAUUGUGGGUAUGAAAAUUGAUCGCUCACAACCACCAAAGGAGUUAACGCGCGGUGAAUUUGUGCGUCGCUCUAUUGCCGCAAAAACUAAACCCCAUCAACAAGGUCAACAAACAACAAAUGUGCGUAAAGAACGUAAACGUGAAGCGGCCACCUAUACUGGUAGUGUGAACUUAUUUGGCUCGGAGCCACUGGGUAUUUUCAAAAAUGCUACAGAAUUACGUGAUGUACCCGAUAUACUCUCCACAUGGGCACAUCUACAGCAAAAUGAACUAAAACUGUUGGUAACACAUCCGCCUGCAAAUUAUUUCGAAAAAUUAGCUUUGUGGACAGAGCAAGGAAAAGUUUGGCGUUUCCCAAUCGACAAUGAGCAAGACUUAAGCGAUGAAGCGGAGGUUGAUUUCUCCGAGCAUAUCUUCCUAGAGCAACACUUGGAACCAUGGUGUCCCGAAAAGGGACCCAUACGUCAUUAUAUGGAAUUAGUAUGCGUCGGUCUUUCAAAGAAUCCCUACAUAACAGCGAAGGAGAAGAAAGAGCAUAUACUGUGGUAUCGUGACUACUUUGAGGCGAAAAAGGAUAUACUCAGAGACUUAAUAAGUCAAGAGCAAAAGCCAAAAGCAAGUGGCGAACAGAAAAAACUGAGUUCAUAAGUGUUAUGUUAUGUGCAAAUAAAUAUAAAAAUAAACACAAAAAUAUUACAAAUUCGAAAAA
This is a messenger RNA of Zeugodacus cucurbitae (melon fly), 1363 nucleotides long. RefSeq names its product 28S ribosomal protein S31, mitochondrial (gene mRpS31). The record is from RefSeq and is a predicted model, not a curated record. Gene Ontology annotation, molecular function: structural constituent of ribosome. Gene Ontology annotation, cellular component: mitochondrial small ribosomal subunit. The coding region runs from base 124 to 1302 and encodes 392 amino acids. NCBI's taxonomy places the organism in Eukaryota, Metazoa, Arthropoda, Insecta, Diptera, Tephritidae. The transcript has 3 exons.